Molecule: messenger RNA, 720 nt
Organism: Phytophthora nicotianae INRA-310
Lineage: Eukaryota; Oomycota; Peronosporomycetes; Peronosporales; Peronosporaceae
Exons: 1
Coding region: 113-610 (165 amino acids)
Source: RefSeq, a predicted model, not a curated record
CGCGUAACGCAAUAGGCCAACUCCAGUCAACGCACGCGAGCGAAAGACAUUUUCACUGCUCAUUCCUCAAUCUGCAAGCUGUCGAGCACACGCCGCCACACUAGGGAGCAAAAUGGACCAGACUGCCAGUCAUCAGCUCCUUGUGGAGGCCAACAACGCUCUGGUGCAGGAGCUCAAGGCCACAGUUGAACGCAUGCAGGACGUCGAGGUGGAGCUAGACGACGUGCAGUUGGCGCUGAAGGAGGACCGCGAGGAGGUCGAGACAUACACGGAUGACAUCGCCGACUGCUGGGACCGCAUCAACGCCAUCGACGAGUUCGUGCGCGACCUCGAGGCUGGCAACGUUCCAGCGAUGGACGACGUGACGACGAUCGUGUCGAACAUGGCAGAAGAGCGUGAGGAGGAGGAAGCUAUGCUGACACGACUGGGUGAAGUUCGUGCGUGCCACGAGCAGCAAAUACAGCAGAUGAACGCGAAAUUGACGACGCUGCAAGAGGAGAAACUGAUGUUGCAGAAGAAGAGUGCUCAGAUCUGGUGCGUCUUAGGCCGCACCGGCGUCUUUGAGUUGGCGAUGCGGCGUCUUAGUGAACGCACCAUCAAAACGGUGUAGAAUCCACACGAAGAGAACACUCGAUAUUUAUUAGCCCGCGACGUUAGAUUGUUUAGUUUUGAGUGUGUAGUAGGUACAAUGCAGCUAAAUACAUGUAGUUUUCCUAUCUA